Molecule: messenger RNA, 2046 nt
Organism: Diprion similis
Lineage: Eukaryota; Metazoa; Arthropoda; Insecta; Hymenoptera; Diprionidae
Gene: AdipoR
Product: adiponectin receptor protein
Exons: 7
Coding region: 322-1533 (403 amino acids)
Biological process (GO): adiponectin-activated signaling pathway
Cellular component (GO): plasma membrane
Molecular function (GO): signaling receptor activity
Source: RefSeq, a predicted model, not a curated record
GUCGACAGACUCGCACAAUCACUGGUCAGUAGAGAACCUUACAGCUUACUGUAUGUUGUGCGAUUGCACGAUUUGUUAUUACUUUCACGUCGUACUUAGCGGAUGAUUGCGUUUCGGUAUAAUUAGAAGAAGCUAUUUCCGAGCCACGUAAUUUGGACAGAUGGGAAAAUUUCGUAUGUGAAAAUCGAGGUGAGUUGAACGGGUUUUUUCUUCAGCCAGAGAUCGUCAGCAAUGACAUAGAUCAUUAAGAUUAUAUACAGCUACCAUAGUUUGUAACACAGCAACCAAAUAUCGCAGCAAUAGGAUAUUUUCAUUACAAAAAUGUCUACAUUUGAGGAUAUGAUUGUGGAGGAUAGAGGAGACUUGGCUUCAGGAGGAGAGUCAGUAAUCCGUCAUCGAAUUCCAUGGAGUGAUCGAGUUUCCUUAAACAGCGAUAUACCGGGUUUACACGAAGUGAAAGACUUAUUAGACGAUGAUGAUGCUAGUUGCCUUGGCGAGGAAGAAGAUGGUGUUGGCUGUCCGCUACCUUCUACACCAGAAGAUGAUCAUUUACUAGACUGCGAGAUGACAGAGGUACUAAAAGCUGGGGUACUGAGCGACGAAAUAGACCUGGGAGCUUUAGCUCACAAUGCAGCUGAACAAGCUGAAGAAUUUGUCCGUAAAGUUUGGGAAGCAUCGUGGAAACAAUGCCACUUCCGAAACUUGCCUAGAUGGCUGCAGGAUAAUGAUUUUCUACAUGCUGGACACAGACCACCUUUGCCAUCCUUCUAUGCUUGUUUUAAGAGCAUCUUCCGUAUUCAUACUGAGACUGGCAAUAUAUGGACCCAUUUGCUAGGAUGUGUAGCAUUCAUAGGAAUAGCAAUUUUCUUUUUAACCCAACCACCUGUCGAAAUACAACUGGAAGAAAAAUUAGUGUUUGCUGCAUUCUUUGCUGGAGCUAUUGUGUGUCUGGGAAUGUCUUUUGCUUUUCACACGGUCCACUGCCACAGCGAAUGUGUAGGAAAGUUGUUUUCGAAAUUGGAUUACUGCGGCAUUGCUAUGCUGAUAAUGGGCAGUUUUGUUCCGUGGUUAUAUUACGGAUUCUAUUGUGAUUACCAACCAAAACUAAUAUACCUAUCAGUUGUUGUUGUCCUCGGCAUUACAAGCAUUGUUGUUUCCCUCUGGGAAAAAUUCAGUGAGCCGAGCUAUAGACCACUUCGAGCAGGAGUUUUCAUGGGCUUUGGCCUCAGUGGGGUGAUACCAGCUGUUCAUUAUGCUAUUGCUGAGGGCUGGUUUAAAGCGAUAAGUCAAGCAUCUCUGGGAUGGUUGAUUCUUAUGGGGUGCCUUUACAUCUUGGGAGCUAUGUUUUACGCGUGGCGUGUCCCAGAAAGAUUUUUUCCAGGAAAAUUUGAUAUUUGGUUUCAGAGUCACCAAAUCUUCCACGUGCUUGUUAUAGCCGCAGCGUUUGUUCAUUACCAUGGAAUAACAGAAAUGGCCAUGUAUCGAAUGACAGUUGGUGAAUGCGCUGAUCCAUCCCAAGCAAUAGCCUUUUAAUCAAUUUAUCUUUAAUAGUUUAUGGUUUGCUUUUAAUCCACGCUCGAAUUUUUAUAUGCAGUGCUUUGAAACGAUCUUCAUAAAUAUUUUGCUUUUCCUUUUACCUUUUUCCAAUUUUCUUUUCUCGUGAACGAGCGUGUGGUGCAAAAUUUCUAAUUUAACAAGUCAAACAUUAUUUUGCACCAGCUCUGGUACCUCAAGUGUAUGGUAAGAGUGCUGUUGACAUUUUCCAAUAACAAGGGCAGUCCAUUAUAUCUAAAUCGAUAUUACUGUACAAUAAUGCACAAACUGAACAGUAUAUGACGUUUUUUUCACUAAUUUUGAAAAAUUCAAAGAAAUUCAACUCACAAUCUGAUUUUUUGACCUACGCCAUUUCUUUACUUUGAUGUAAUUUUUGAUAGAAAAUGUUUCUCAAGAAUUUUUUUUGCAAGCCUUUUCCUUGAAAGGCGUAAUAAAUUAUCCAAAAGUACUACCUGAAUAUUCUUUAUAAUACUUAUUUGUCUACAUCUUUAC